This is a messenger RNA of Gopherus flavomarginatus (Mexican gopher tortoise), 1720 nucleotides long. It is a transcript of the gene B3GNT8, whose product is annotated as UDP-GlcNAc:betaGal beta-1,3-N-acetylglucosaminyltransferase 8. Gene Ontology annotation, molecular function: protein N-acetylglucosaminyltransferase activity. The record is from RefSeq and is a predicted model, not a curated record. Gene Ontology annotation, cellular component: membrane. The coding region runs from base 307 to 1518 and encodes 403 amino acids. The transcript is spliced from 3 exons. Lineage: Eukaryota; Metazoa; Chordata; Testudines; Testudinidae.
GGCCGGGGCCGGUUUCAGCCCCCAGGUUAGGACGUGACUCCGAGGGGAGCCGGGUGCGUCUGGAGCAGCAGAACCAGCCAGGACCCCCGGAGACCCGGACACGUGGAUUGGGGCCCGGGGGAGCGUCGCUCGGCCCGGGGCGGGAGCCUGGCAGCGCAGAACCCGCGGGAGGAGCCGAAUGGCCCCGAGCAUGGAGAUGCAGCCAGCUCUGGGGGGGAACACGUCCGCACGCCACAAAGCUAGAAAGAGUCCUGCUGCCGGCGGGAACUGAUCGCGGUCAUGCAGGCUCCGUGAUGGCGGAGGACCAUGAAGGGGACCAAGCUGCUGACGGUGGCUUUGGCCCUGCUGACGCUGCUGGCCCUGAAGGCCUACAUGGACUGGAGCCUGGAGCAGCCCGAGGGCCUGCUCCCCCCUGAGCCCGCCUGGCCCACCACUCCCAACCCGCUGGCCGAGCCGCUGGGGGACGACCUGGCGGGGCUGCCGCUCCGGCUCAACGCCUCGCUGCAACGGCUGCGCAGCACCGUGCCCGAGGCGGACGCCUACUGGAACCGCCAGCAGCACGGGCUCUUCCGGGCGCUGGAGGGGGGCCCGGCCAACGGCACGCGGGGCUGCGGGGACGGGCCGGCCGCGGCGGCCGAGAUCAGCGACUUCGCCUCGUACCCGGAGCAGCACCGGCGCUUCGUGCUGCACGCCGAAUGCCGCAGCUUCCCGCUGUUGGUCAACCAGCCCCACAAGUGCGCCGGCAACCGGACCUUCCUGCUGCUGGCCAUCAAAUCGGUGCCGGGCAACUUCGCUGCCCGCCAGGCCGUGCGGGAGACCUGGGGCCGGGAGGGGGAGCACGGGGGGCGGCCGGUGCGCACCCUCUUCCUGAUGGGCGCGGCCCACGGCCAGCACCAGCCUGACCUGCGGCGCCUGGUCGCCUACGAGAGCCGGGCCUACGGCGAUGUCCUGGUGUGGGACUUCGAGGACACCUUCUUCAACCUGACCCUCAAGGACGUGCUCUUCCUGGGCUGGGCGCUGGCGCACUGCCCCUCCGCCCGCUUCGUGCUCAAGGGCGACGAUGACGUCUUCAUCAACACGCCGCGGGUGCUGGCGUACCUGGGGGCGCUGCCCGGGCGCCGGGCCCAGGCGCUCUACAUGGGGCAGGUCAUGGCCCACGCCGCCCCCUUCCGCCAGGCCAGCAGCAAGUACUACAUCCCCGAGUCCUUCUACGCCGGGCCGUACCCGGCCUACGCCGGCGGGGGCGGCUACAUCUUCUCGGGCCGCCUGGCCCCGGCCCUCUUCCUGGUGGCCCAGCACGUGGCCUUGUACCCCAUCGACGACGUCUACGCCGGGCUGUGCUUCCAGGCGCUGGGGGUGCGGGCCGAGGCCCACCCCGCGUUCCAGACCUUCGACAUCGCCGAGAAGGACCGGGCCGACCCCUGCGCGCACCGCCAGCUCUUCCUGGUGCAUCGCCGCAGCCCCCAGCAGACCCUGCGGCUGUGGCGGCAGCUGCACGACCCCCAGCUGAAAUGCUGAGCUGGGGGGGUGGCGGGGGCACCGGCAGGGCAAGAGAACGGAAACGAGGGCUCGGUUCUUCCCUCCCGCUGCGUUUCCCCGGCCCCCCUGCUCCGAGCCGGGCACAGGGCAUGGAACCGGGCGGGAGCUCUGUGCCUGGGGUGGGGGGCACGGCUCUGUCGUUCCCGGAGGGGCCAUUAAAGAGCGUCUGGCCAGACUGUGG